Messenger RNA from Culex pipiens pallens (northern house mosquito), 2810 nucleotides. RefSeq lists its product as uncharacterized. The coding region runs from base 1 to 2397 and encodes 798 amino acids. NCBI's taxonomy places the organism in Eukaryota, Metazoa, Arthropoda, Insecta, Diptera, Culicidae. The record is from RefSeq and is a predicted model, not a curated record. The transcript is spliced from 3 exons.
AUGGAGGGUGGAAACGCACGUGUCUUGGAGAAGCUGAAAAUUUCCGAUCAUGAAACCGUAGGAAUCACCAUCGGAACAAGCAGCAUUCACCUGGCUGAACGCAACAAGACCCGGCCUGGAGGACAGCCAGCAACGGAGAUAGUGUUCGGAAAGCCACGAGGAGAUGCUGAAACGGCUAGGCUUUUGAACAACUUCUUUGUUCGGAGUGUGGAGGAGAUACACGAAGGGAUUCCACCGACGACAUUUACGCCUGUUAGCGGAGAAGCGGAACUGGAUGAGCUGAUGAGUGAGUUUGAGCCAAUCACGCUAAGCAAGCUGAAGGAAACAGUUCGGUCACUGAAGGAUUGUGCUGGAGUUCGAAAUGUCACAAAACGGGUCAUGAUGGAUGCUCUGGACGUGGUUGCAGUAGAUCUGUUGGAUAUAGUGAACAAAUCACUGACACGAGGUGAAUUCCCAGCCGCAUGGAAGAAGACUUUAGUGGUUCCCAUCUCAAAAGUUCCAAGAUCCAAGAAGCCAGAAGACCACAGACCGAUCAACAUGCUGCCGCUGUACGAGAAAGUAAUGGAGACAAUCGUGAAGGAACAGUUAAUGUCGUUCAUUGAUCGAACUGGCGUGCUGCUGAAAGAACAAUCUGGUUUCCGGAGGCACCAUUCGUGUGAAUCGGCGCUGAACCUCCUGUUGCUGAAGUGGAAGCAGUGCAUUGAAGAAGGAAGCAUUGUUCUUUCAGUCUUCGUGGAUUUGAAGCGGGCCUUCGAAACCAUUGACCGGAAGAAACUGAUUGGUGUUCUGCAGAAAAGCGGGAUUCGUGGUACGGUGCUGAGAUGGUUCAUCAGCUACCUAGACAACCGGAAGCAGGUCACGAAAUACAACAGCGCGGUCUCACCAGAAACGUCAGUAAAUCUUGGAGUACCACAAGGUAGCGUGCUAGGGCCACUGUUGUUUAUACUGUACAUAAAUGACAUCAAACAGGCAUUGAGGCGAACACAGGUUAACCUGUUUGCUGAUGACACAGUGUUGUUCGUGGUUGGUGACAGCUUUGAUGAAUGCUUCGAUGUCAUGAAUGAAGAGUUGGUCGGUUUCUCGGAGUGGUUGAAGUGGAAGAAGCUGCAGCUGAACAUUGCGAAGACAAAGUGCAUGGUGGUGACGACACGGCAGACCAACGAGUGCAGGAGGCGGGUGCAGAUGGAUGGUGGAAGCGUCGAGCGGCAUUUCAGACUGGCAGCCAUCGUGCUGCUAUCGGCAGCCGUGUUGGCCGCUAAGGAGCCACAAAAGCCGAAACCUACCAAGGCCACACCCGUGACUGCUUCACCAAAAGCACCAGCCAAAACUCCCCAUGGAAAACGUGAAGCUCCGGUCGGAUACGGUCACAUGGAUUACAUCCCACCAAGUCAUCCCGGAUACAGUUAUGGCAUUGCGCAGCCCUCGUUCAACUUGCCACAGUACUCGGGCCACAAAUACUUUGGCAUGCCGUCGUACAAGUUUGCUGCCGCUCCGCAGAGUUCAUAUUUUGCUCCGGUCAGCCAGCAUGGGUUCAAUUCGCUCGCGGACAGUUCGGUAAAAUAUAGCAUUGGCUCGAAGGAACUUGCCGAGCUGAUCAAGGCGCUGCACUCACCGAGUCCAGCGAUUUCGAUCAAGGCCGUCCCCACGGGUCAUGGCUGGGAUACACCGUACAACUAUGACGCGUUUGCCCACUAUAAGCCAACAAUGUACAAAGUUCAUGAGAUCUCUCCAUCCUAUGGAGCUCCGUUGGCAACACCCUACCUUCCACCGAGUUAUGGUAUUCCUCAACAACCAUCAGAACCAACGUAUCCCACUGGAGUCAAGGGAGUUAGGCACUACGCAUCAUCGGUCAAUGCACCCGUUCCGGACAUCUACUCCGGAAACAAGUACAUCUCGGCCAUCAAGCCAAUAAACGUCCACACUCCGGCCCAGGUUGUAUCCCCGUUGCACACCUCGAUCCAUGCCCAGAAACCGUUCAAACCUUCAACCUACCUUGGAUCUUCCAACGACAUCUCCGAUUAUACCCAAACCCAAACCCCCACUUCAUCAUCCGCUCACAAUGCAUACCUUGCCCCUACUCUGCAGUACCUUCCACCGGCCAAACCCCAGAACAAAAUAACCUUUGACCAGCCCUCCAAGUCCUACCUGCCACCAGUUCCAGUCAAAACCAACAACGGAUAUCUACCACCCCCUAAACCAGCCAACACGUACCUUCCAGUAGCAUCUCCCAACCACAACUACAUUCCGGUGACCUCGAACGAUGACAACGUCAAGCACUACCAACAUCUGCAACCACCGCACAGCUCGGAAGAGUCCAACGAAUCCGCGUACGAUUACCACGCGUCGGCCCCGUCCGGCUCUACGGCCAAGCCUCACCACCACCCGUGGCAGCCCUAGACGAUGGGACGCUGUCCUGCCGUCGAUCAAGCCCUACUGCGGAAAAUCAUCCAAAGACUUUAAUAUAUUUUGCUGUUGUUGUUCGAAGACUCCGAAACUAGGUGACUGAAUCCCACGGUGAUGACGCACGUUCUUCCCCUCUCCCAACGCAAGCAUUUAAUCUUAAUUUUUUGGCCGAUAAGUUAUUGUUCCCUUCUAAGGCUUACCCUAGGUUUAAGAGAUCCUUGUCGAAAUGUGAUGCACUGAACACUGAACAAACGCCAUCCGGAUAGGGUCGUAAUAUAUAAUGCCAUUUUCUUUAUAUCGUGCACUGUGAAUGCGGAAUUAAUCGAACGAACAAAAAAGGCGCGAUUCUUGCGCAACGAUAAAGUGAACUAAUCUUACAGAAUUAUGCAUGAAGUAAUUCUAGCGAU